CCUGCUAGUUUCGAUAAUCUCAACUCUUAUUUUACCAGAUAACGCCUAUCGAGAUAAUAGCCAAUAUUUUACACACGGUUGUUUCAAAUUUCAAUAAAGUGGACGAUGUUAAUUGUCAAAUGCUAAAAAGUUACAGCUGUUUAAACUAAGCAGCUAAACAGUCAAUUGCUGGAUAGCUACCAGCUAAACUAAUGAGGUUAGCUGGUUAGCUGCAAUGGCAACAUCCGUGCCUUCACUGGUCCCUGCACCAGCACUGAGCCAGAGGGUCCGCAGGGCUGCACUGAAGAAAGAAAGAAGAAAACGGAAACGCCAAGCCCUUGCCCAAGCCAGGGAAUGCGGUGUAAAAAAUGGAGGGACUACUACGGAAGAGGAGGAAAAUGAUGAAAACGCUGAGAAAGAAAGCCAACAGCUACAUGAAGAAUGGCUGGAAAGAGAGAGAGUUGCACAGGAGGAAUUCAAGCUAAAGCAUGAGAGGGAGGAAGCUGCAAGGAAGCGAAAGGAAGAGGAGGAGCAUAAGAUAAAGGCUGAAUGGGAGGCGCAACAGAAGAGAGAGCAAGAUGAGCAAGAUAAAAAGCAGCAGGAAAAGCGAGACAGAGAGGAAGCUGUUCAGAAAAUGUUGGACCAAGCUGAAAGUCAGCUCGAUAAUGGAGGUCCAUGGAUGAAUCCUGAGGCUCCAGUGACUGAGAACUCUGCGAACUAUGGAACAGAACGGGACAUAGCCAACUGUCCAUUCUUCCUCAAGACAGGAUCGUGUCGAUUUGGAGAGAGAUGCUCUCGUAAGCAUGUUUAUCCCACAACCAGCCCUACUUUGUUGAUCCGUGGCAUGUUUGUGACGUUUGGCAUGGAGCAGUGUCGGCGUGAUGAUUAUGACACAGACGCGUGUUUGGAGCACAGCGAGGAGGAGCUUCAAGAUUAUUUCCUGGAAUUUUACCAUGACGUUCUGCCAGAGUUCAGGAGUGUUGGCAAAGUGGUUCAGUUCAAGGUCAGCUGUAACUUUGAACCACACCUAAGAGGAAAUGUUUAUGUCCAGUUUGACACAGAGGAUCAGUGCAGAGAGGCCUUCCUCAAGUUUAAUGGGAGGUGGUAUGCAGGGAGGCAGCUUCAUUGUCAGCUUUGCCCUGUUACACGGUGGAAGAAUGCAAUAUGUGGAUUAUUUGACAGAAAGAAAUGUCCCAAAGGGAAAAACUGCAACUUUCUGCAUGUAUUUCGUAACCCUGGUAAUGAGUUCUGGGAGGCGGAUCGAGACCUGCACAUAUCGCCAGAUCGUAGUGGCGAGUCGACUCAUAAAAUGGGUAGGUAUUCAGAGCGAUAUGGGGAACGAUCAUGGAGGCAACGUCAUAGCAGUAGAAGUCCCCCAAGAUCCGAGAGAUCCCACAGCAGGAGAGGAGGUGAAAAGCGACGGAGCCGUAGCAGGAGUAGGGAGAGGAGUCGAGACACCAGGGCCUCUCAUUGUCAGAGAGAAGACAGCAUACAGAGUGAGAGGAGGUCAUCCAGGUACAGACCCACCAGCAGUAGGAAGGACCGGUAUCGGAGCAAGAGUAGAGAUAGGGGGAGGAAUCGAGACCGGUCGAGGAGUGGGAGUAGAGAUGGAGAGCGAGACAGGCUUUGGAACGAGAGUAGAGAUGAGGACAGAGGGCAAAACAAGCAUAAGGGUAGGAGUCGAGAAAGGGAUAGGUCUAGGAGCAGAAGUGGAGACAGGGAAAGGAAGAAGCAAAUUAGAGAAAAAGGCAGUACUCAAAGCCCAAAGAAACCAGAUUGGAGAGACGAAACAGGUGAUGUUAACACCCACACACAUCGGCAACAUAAGCGCUCAAAAAAAAGCAAGAAAAAGAGCAAGAAGAAACACAAGAAGAAGACAGGACAUUUCCCUGAAGUAGUGACUUCAUCUGGAGACUCUGAGAAGGAGGAAGAGAUUGAGGAAAAGAAAGAAAAGGAGCACUUCCCUGUGACAAGUCCGAGUAAGAAGGUGAAUGAAGUAGACCUGGUUUGGAGAGCAGGUGACCACAUGGAUUUGAAUUCUGACUCUCAAAAUGAUGAGAACAAGUCUACCCCAGAGAUUAAAAGUAAUAAGUCGCACCUAGAAAUACCAGCUGAUCUGACUGGAAAUGGUGACAGUUGUACUCAUUAGGGACUCUCAUAGUCUGCAUGUCUAAUUUUGUUUUUUUUUUUUUUUUUUUUUUUGCUGAGGUUGAUUUAAGUUCUAGGAAUGGACGAAAAAACCCUUUUCAGUUUGAAAUAGCUGUGCUAUCUUUUCAGCUAUCAUGCCAUGAAGGUAGCUUUUGCAAUUCACAUUUUUCAUUGUAGCCUUUUUGUAAAUGUGUAAAUAAAUGUUUAAAAUUUUUGUGUUGCUUUGUUUUUGUUCAGGGCGGCACAGUGGUUAGCAUGGUCGUCUCACAGCGAGAAGGUCCUGGGUUCAAACCCUGGGGUUAUCCAACCUAGGGGGUCAUCCCAGGUCGUCUUAUGUCUGGA
Messenger RNA from Lampris incognitus (smalleye Pacific opah), 2469 nucleotides. It is a transcript of the gene zrsr2, whose product is annotated as zinc finger (CCCH type), RNA-binding motif and serine/arginine rich 2. Gene Ontology annotation, cellular component: spliceosomal complex; U2AF complex. Gene Ontology annotation, molecular function: metal ion binding; pre-mRNA 3'-splice site binding. Gene Ontology annotation, biological process: mRNA splicing, via spliceosome. Lineage: Eukaryota; Metazoa; Chordata; Actinopteri; Lampriformes; Lampridae. Bases 215 to 2128 code for a protein of 637 amino acids. The record is from RefSeq and is a predicted model, not a curated record. The transcript is spliced from 11 exons.